Messenger RNA from Esox lucius (northern pike), 3807 nucleotides. RefSeq names its product post-glycosylphosphatidylinositol attachment to proteins 6 (gene pgap6). Gene Ontology annotation, cellular component: plasma membrane. The record is from RefSeq and is a predicted model, not a curated record. The transcript is spliced from 13 exons. Bases 117 to 2363 code for a protein of 748 amino acids. NCBI's taxonomy places the organism in Eukaryota, Metazoa, Chordata, Actinopteri, Esociformes, Esocidae.
GCAUUGUGGGGCGUGUUUACUUUACAAACUGGAAACGCAGCUUGGGUAGCCGGUACUCAGAUCUGGUGUAGAAGAUGUAAUUGUUUGUACUAGAAUACGUUUUGUGUAAAACUGAAAUGGAAAUCCACAUACUGACUAUAUUAAUGCUUUUCGGUGUCAUGGCUGCCGCUGUCAGCGAUGGUGGUGAGAUGACCUUAGUUCAGGAGUUGUCCUCCAAUCCGGCCCAGAAACUGUCUAGAUACGGUUGGUAUGGCAACGUCAGACUGGCCAUGUUUCGAAUCCCAGAUAACACUGUCACUGCCCGCUGGCUUUUCACUGUAACCAGGGGCAAUGAAUUCCAUUGUGGAACACUUAAUGUCACCAUGUACAUGCGUUGGGGAGCCCCUCCAGUCAUCAAUCCAGUUGGACGAGUGUUUCCUAACAACACAAUGACAUCACCAGUCCUCACCCUCAACCUCCCCAUGACAUCACCACAAAGCAACACAACCUUUAACCUUUCUAACCCCGCCCCCGGAGACUGGUAUCUAGCUGUUCACCUGCCCCAAGAUGACGGACGCAUCCAACACAAGGGUUUCCCAUCCUGCACCUACUCCUUCCAACCCCAGCUGUCAAUCAGGAGAGCAGUGGACACAACCAUACUCCAGGCCACACCCCUAACCCAGUUUGCUGCUCCUGGCAGACCUGCUCUGCUCCGGGUAUUUAUUCCAGAGUUUGUGUCGUCUCUCUCCGUGUCUGUAAGUGGCUGUUCCUGGGGGGAGGGGCUUGUGAAUGGGGACUGUUUACUGGUUCUUAUACUGGGCUCCUCCUCCUUGGAGGAGGGGCUAGUGACAGUGAACUGUUCUCUGACUGGCUGUUCGGGCAUUCUCCUUGCACCACCAUGGAAUACCUGGAUGCGUGUCACUGUUGAGAGUUACCAUAGCAACCGAACUACGAACUUUAGCAUCUCAGCCAACUACACAGUGGGCUGGAAGCCUCAGAAUGUAGGUCUCUCCAGUGGCGACAACGUCAACAGUCUCCAUGGCUCGGCAACAUCAACAGGCAACACUUCAGUGGUUGUCAAUCCAGGUCUCCAUCACGUGUCCUCAGGGUGUGUGUGGAAUGUUCCGGUGCUCCGUGACGAACUGGAUGUUCUGUCUGUCAGGUUCUCUCCUGCUAAUGGACCAAACGUGACUGUGACAUCAACUCAGCCCACACUGCUCACCUACUCACUGGACACGCACUCUGCUGGGGGAACUCUGAACCUGCAGCUCCUACUGAACACUGCUAAUGUAACAAUGGGAAACAGCAGUGUGUCAGCCUGUCUUUCUCCUUGGGCUCCUGUUCUCAACCACACACAGCCUUGUCACACAGCAUUGUUCCCAGGAUAUGAGUUGACUGUGAGUGCUGAUGUUCCUCGGAGCCUCAUCAGAGUGCCCUUUCCACAAGCAGCUACCUGGUACUUGGUCUUGCAACUUACAUGUUACAGUGAGUGUGGUAAUGCUACCAUAGUGACUGUAACCCCAGAGCUCUAUGUCUCUGCCUGCAUUGAGGACUGUGGAAUAUAUGGGGAGUGUCGCCUGUUGAGGUCGUACAGCUUCCUCUACGCUGCAUGUGUCUGCAAGGCUGGUUGGAGUGGGUGGGGCUGUACUGAUGACAUCACGGCUCAAUCAUACAGUCGCCAGCUGACCGCAGUGCUGCUUCUCACUAUCAGCAACCUGUUCUUCAUCCCGCCCAUCGUUAUCGCUGUCCGACGCCUUUACAUCACAGAGGCCUCUGUCUACCUUUUCACCAUGUUCUUCUCAACAUUUUAUCAUGCGUGUGACCAGCCAGGUGUGUCUGCGAUGUGUAUCAUGGAUUAUGACACUCUUCAGUUCUGUGACUUCCUGGGAUCAGUCUCAUCCAUCUGGGUGACUGUGCUCUGCAUGGCCCGCAUCACGGACACACUCAAACAUAUGUUGUUCAUGCUAGGUAGUCUGCUGAUUGCCAUGUCUAUGCAGCUGGACCGGAGGGGACUGUGGAACAUGCUGGGACCCAUUCUUUUUGCUGUCCUGGUCAUGGGGACCACCUGGGUGUAUCGGGGUGUUAAGAGGAGACGGUGUUACCCCCCCUCCUGGCGCCGUUGGGUGCUGUUCCUCCUGCCUGGCCUGGCCUGUGUGCUGGUAGGUGUGUGUCUAUAUGUGUUUGCUGAGACGGAGGACAACUACCUGUACACCCACUCUCUCUGGCACGUCCUGGUGGCCUCCAGUGUGGUCUUCCUGUUACCGCCCAGGGGGAGGGACAACACCAGACUGCGGGGGUGGGGCUGGCUCUGGGACCGGAGCCCUCAGAUCUGUGGUUACACACUCUGCCACAGCACCAAGGAAGAACUUUAUACUGUCACCUGAACCCUCUCAGCUCUAACCCCUGACCUGUGGGUACCAGCUUUUUCAAAGCACCAACUAUACACUGGCACAUACUAUAUCUGUCUUCUAUUUCUUGUCCAGAUAAUAGUUUUUUAAGAAGAUUUUAUUGAAGAUAGUUGACCUGUACAUGUUAAUCAUCUAGCAGAGUCCUAAUGACAUGACUGCAUGUUUACCCAUUAUGCCUUACUCCUUACCCCCUCAUACCUCAGUGAAUUGGUUCCUUCCCCUAGAUCACCAGUUAACCCACUAAAUGAACCUGUUCCAAUUUAUGUUCCCUCUAUUUCUUCCUCCCUUCUUGAAGCCCUACCAUAGAUCUUCAACCCUCUCCUGGGGAUCCCUCAGCUAUUCCAUUUAUUUGACAUAUCCCAGAGCUAGCACACCUGAAUCAACUUAUUAACUAAUUAACAAGCCUUUACUUGUUGAAUCAGGUGAGCUAGUUCAGGGCUAAAACUAAAAUGUGAGGUGGCAGAGGGGUCUCCAGGAGAGGGUUGAAGAUCUAUAAUCCAAUAUUUUUCUACUCCAGGAGUAGGUGUAAUUUCUGUUUUUGAUAUAUGCUUUGUUGUGUGGGUUUAUAAGAGUUAAAAAGAGAUUUCUGUUCCUGCAUGAAACUAAUAACAACAAAGACAUUCUUAAGCAGUGCUUGGUAAAAUAUAUUAACAUUUAUUUAAAUUGUCAUAAUUUUCCUAGUUUAUUUUAAAAUAAUUAGCUCCAAUUCUAGAAAUGUAAUUAUCUUAAUUGUCUUGGGUUCUUUAAAAAAAUUGCUAUAAGUAAUAUGGAAAUUAAAUUCUCAAUUGUCCUAGGUUCUUGUAAAAUCAGCUCUUGAGUAUUUUCUCAAGAAAAUACCAGAACCAUAUUGGACAGAAUGGACCUUCUAUGAUGUUCUAUGAUUAAUACUUGAGUAUUAAUUUGAUGUUUCAGAUAAGCUCAUUAUGUUAAUACGAUGUUUUGAUUGAAUAAGCACAUUUAAUUAGAUUUUUCUAACAUGUUAAUUUGCACAUUUAUGGUAAAGGGUUGGGGUCACUUAUGGUUAGGGUCAUGUAUUUUAGGUAUGAACAGCAGAUCAGCCAUCUGAAAAGUCCCAUCUUGCAAACAGAGUGCCAACCUAUUUAACCUUAUUGAAAAAGACAGAACAGUGUGUCCCUUUCCCCAAUGUCCUUCUACACACCUGAAUUUUAUUUUGAUUUGGAUUGAAAAAGACAGAACAGUGCGUUCACCAACAUUCAGACAGGGUGGACUAACUCAUAUUUUAAGGAAAAGUGUGUUUUCAAGGACCUUGGCCAUUUUUGAUUGGGUUUCUUCCCGUUAAAUUAUCAUAGCAGUUUUUUUUGGUAAUGUAAAGGGGACCUUCACCUCUGACCCUUUCCCUCUGCACUAAUACUCUAGUAGACCUAAUCCCAAAUGUACCCCUAAACUGGGAGACCUAAUC